This is a messenger RNA of Tribolium castaneum (red flour beetle), 775 nucleotides long. Its product is annotated as microsomal glutathione S-transferase 1. The coding region runs from base 173 to 661 and encodes 162 amino acids. NCBI's taxonomy places the organism in Eukaryota, Metazoa, Arthropoda, Insecta, Coleoptera, Tenebrionidae. Gene Ontology annotation, cellular component: membrane. The record is from RefSeq and is a predicted model, not a curated record. The transcript is spliced from 3 exons.
AAAAUUCUUUAUUUGGUAGGUUUUGUAAAAAUUGUUGAAUUGUUAAUAAAUCCCAGUUGGUAUUUGGUGUUUCAUUUACAUAGCGCGGAAGCCCCGUAAGGACGUCCGAAACGACAAGUAUACCUUCAUCCCGGCGCUGGUCAAGAAGUGUGGUGAAAGUGUCUUGUGCAAGAUGGUCAACACGACGAGCUCAGCGGGGCCCCCCGACUCGGUUUUAACGCUCAACAACCCCGCGUUCGGCGUGUACCUGAUCAGCGCCUGUUUGCUCGUCCUGAAAAUGAUGGGCAUGUCGCUGCUCACCAUUUACAACAGGUUCAAAUACAAGGCGUUUAUUUGCCCCGAAGACGCCAAAUGGUUACAAGGACAGGUCGUAAGCAACGACACGGUGGAACGCGUGAGGAGAGCGCAUCAGAACGAUUUGGAAAAUAUUCCCAUUUUUUUGGCGGCCGCUUUUGCCUAUCUUUGGACGCAGCCACCGGCCUGGCUGGCCUGGGUGCUGUAUCUUGGGUUCACCAUACUCAGGGCCCUUCAUACCAUCGUCUAUACCUUGAUAGUGCUGCCGCAACCCACAAGGGCGCUCCUGUGGGUCGCUGGGUAUCUGCUCACGGGGUACAUGGCUGUGCAUGCUGCCUUGCAUGUUUUUAUUUAUUUAAUUAUGUAAAUUUUUGUUAAUGUAGUUUUAAUAGAACCUGAAGCAGUCACAUUACGUAUAAAUAUCUUUUAAGUAGUCAAGUUUAAUGUAAACAGUUUCAAUGAAUAAAUGUGUAUUAUCUUU